This is a messenger RNA of Salvelinus namaycush (lake trout), 1417 nucleotides long. RefSeq names its product matrix AAA peptidase interacting protein 1 (gene maip1). The record is from RefSeq and is a predicted model, not a curated record. Gene Ontology annotation, biological process: protein insertion into mitochondrial inner membrane from matrix; inner mitochondrial membrane organization. Gene Ontology annotation, cellular component: mitochondrial inner membrane. NCBI's taxonomy places the organism in Eukaryota, Metazoa, Chordata, Actinopteri, Salmoniformes, Salmonidae. The transcript is spliced from 5 exons. The coding region runs from base 46 to 792 and encodes 248 amino acids. Gene Ontology annotation, molecular function: ribosome binding.
UCGGACGAUGCAGACUAAAGGACCGAGUUGCUGUGGGAGGAAAAGAUGGCGCUGCCCAUGUUAAGAGGUUGCUACUGUAGCAGGACGCCUUCAGUAUUGAUUCGUUUCUUGAAACCUGAUCACGUUGUGCAGCCCCAGUCCAACAAGACUACUCGCCUGGCUCCAACUUUGUCCGUUGGUGUCGUGUCCACAGUCCGACCUUACAGCUCUGAUCGAGGUGGAGGUAAACAAAACCAGAAGGUGGUUGUGGUUGGCAUCCCCAACCCUUUCAUAUGGUUUCGAACCCGAAUAUACUAUUUUUUGAUUCGGGUCUAUUUUGACAAGGAAUUCAAAAUCGAAGAAUUCACAGAGGGAUCGAAGCAGGCAUUCUCCCAUGUUUCAAGACUGUUGUCAGGGAGUCAAUUUGAGUCUCUUGAAGGUCUGGUUGCUAAAGAUCUGAUUGCAAAACUGGAAGAGAAAUGUGCUCUGCUCCCUCCCAGCCACCUGCAAGCGCUUUCUGCAGAUCCGGAAGACUUGAUGUACACAACACCAGGGGAUGUUGGCAUCUAUUAUGAUGAUGAUGGGCGGAAGUUUGUCAGUAUUCUGAUGAGGUACUGGUAUCUAACAAGUGCCCGGUUGCCUGAGGAAUCAUUGGAGGGAACACGCAUCUUUCAGGUGGCCAUAGGCGGUGAGGGUGAGCCGGAGACUAAGAGACUGCUCACAGCGAACUAUGAAUUCCAAAGGGAGUUUACUAAGGGGGUGCCGCCGGACUGGACCAUCACCAGGAUAGAGCACUCCAAGCUGCUGGAUUAAACUGGGAUUGUGAAUGGAGAUUAUAGGGGGAGAUGGAGAGUGGUAGAGAGGCAGAGAAUGGAAGACCAUCCUUCCUCCUGACCCUACAAGAAUAUCCCCCUAACUGCUAAAAUCUUGAGAUGCUCUCAAACUCAAGACCAGAAAAGACAUGGGGAAUAUUCGGGGCAAACUUUCUAUCAUAAUUGUACUACUGUACGGAAGUCUGUGUAAGACCAGGUUGCUGAGUUUUUUUGCCCUUGUCUCAGGCAGCACCGCAAUCAGUGGUCAAAACUAGGCUUUGUCAGUUCUGCCUCUAAGGUCUGAGAUUCAUUAUUUUGUUUAAUGGGGAGGGUAGACAAGGGGCAUACAGACAGUGUGAAAAAACAGAAUGAGCUCUAUAUUGAGAUUCUGUCUUCGAUCUGCUGCUGCCCCGCUUUGGUGUCUUGAAGUAGAGCGUGCACACAGACUGAAGAAAAUGUCACACUUUAAUGUUUAGGAUUCAGAUGUAAAAAAAAAAAUAGGAUGAUAAUUCAAGCAUGCCCUGAGCAAACUUCUCACACCUCCUUGUACUCCUGCGUUCACACUCAAUAGUUAUGUAGAGAGGAUGAAUUCCAACUAUGCCAUAAAAAUUACUAUAGCUACUGUU